Trichomonas vaginalis G3 is the source of this 1581-nucleotide messenger RNA. Its product is annotated as spectrin binding. The record is from RefSeq and is a predicted model, not a curated record. Lineage: Eukaryota; Parabasalia; Trichomonadida; Trichomonadidae. Gene Ontology annotation, molecular function: protein binding. Bases 1 to 1581 code for a protein of 526 amino acids. The transcript has a single exon.
AUGGAGGAACUAUAUAGGCCGUUGACAGAUGACCUUUCAAAAAUCGAAGAAUUCAGUAAACAGCUAUUACAUAUUGGACCGGAAAGUAUCCAGAAUGUAUGCAGUUUUAUGAUGGAAUUAAUAGAUAAGAAAAUUUUAAGCGUAAAUAACGCAAUUCAUGCACUUGAUGUAUUUUCUGAGCGUAGACCACACAAUCUCAAAUAUUAUGGAGAAGUUUUUGCAUUUAUAACUUCUCAGACAAGAUUUGCAAAUAUCACAAAGCACAUUAAAUUCAGAACACGCAUAUUCACUGCAUUAUUAGUAGAUAAAGGCCUUUUGCCAGGUUGGGCACCUCCAAUCGAAUAUAAUGGAUGGUCGAAUGAAGAAAUCUUGCAAAUUUAUAGUAACGGAUAUUUUAGAAGCAUAUUCAAUGAUGAUCUCGAUAAGCUUAUUGAUGACCUUGAAAAUUGUGCUCCAAAUGAUAGCCGUUUCACUGUAAUUGAUAUUCUUCUUGAUUUCGCAGCCAAAUGCGGCUCGGAUAAAAUAUUCAAGUAUUUAUAUUCAAUUGGAGCGAAUUCAACAGAAAAGACGCUUCAUAAAGCAUUUUGUGGAAAUAAUUUAGAAAUUAUAAAUAUCUUAGAACAAAAACAUAAAAUAUCACAAAAAUGUAUUGACAAUGCUGUAAAAUAUCAUCACAAUGAUCUUGUUGUUUACUUAAUGACAAAAUACAAUUUGAAUUAUGAUUAUCAAAUUUGUUUCAGUAAUUUUGUUUCCGAGAAUCCUAAUAGCAUGAGUUGCUUUGAUUUAGCUGUUAAUACAUUCUUAUCUCCUUUUGUUUCAUAUUUAAUUGACAAGAAAUUAACACAAAGUAUUAAAACAAUUAAUGCUCCAAUGUUGUUCUUCCGCCAUGAAAUUAACAUGGCAAAGCUAUUGAUAGAUAAUGGAAUUAUUCCAGAAGAUGCAUUCCAACUCUGCUGUCAAUCGAAUUCUGUUGAAAUUGCAAAAAUUCUUGUCGAAAAUGGUCAUAAAUUUGAAGAUAAAUAUCUUUUUGAUUGUAUCAGUUGCAGAAGCUAUGAAAUGGCUUGUUUCCUUAUUGAUCAAGGUACAGAUGUUAAUACAAUUGCUAAUGGACAACCAGUAAUUUGCGCUGCAUUGAAGUUCAAUCACUUUGAAUUCUUUAAGUUAUUACUUGAUCAUCAUGCAAAGAUUGAUUUCUUCGUUUCAAAAACAACUCCAUUUUUGAAUUAUGUUGUUAGUUCAGCUCCAUUUGAAUACGUUUGUUGCUUGCUUCAAGAUAGGAAUAAUAAAAUAAACUUGGAAACUCGUGAUAAAGAUGGAACUACUCCAUUUAUUGCUUCUUGUAUCAGAGGAGAUAUAAAUAUUGUAAAAUUACUCAUCAAAAAAGGAUGCGAUCUCAAUGCUGUUAAUAAAAAUAACCAAUCUGGAUUGAUCAUUGCUACUAAGAAGAAAUUUAUUGAUAUUUGCGCUCUUCUUGUUGAAAAUCACUGCGAUAAAUCAAUUCAAACUAAAUUUGGAGAAACUGCGCAAUCCAUAGCAGAAAAAUACAAGAAUAGCGAUCUUCUAAACAUUUUAAAGGAGUAA